AAUUAAUACUUGACACACUUGACAUUUGAGGGUCGGUCAGCAUGUGUAUCUUAAAUUUGAAAAUGUUUUUUAUAUAAAAAUUGAUUUUUUUGAAAUAGCAGUCUUUAGCAAAUGAUAAAAAAUGUCUACAAAUGAUUCUACGCAAGAUUUAGAAGUGCCUAUAGAUUACGAUGAUCGUGCACAUAGAAUAACUCCUUUACAGCAAGCCGCUGCCUCAUGUACAGGAGCAAUUAUUACAUCAUUAUUUGUUACACCAUUAGAUGUGGUUAAAAUCCGGUUGCAAGCCCAACAAAAAAUAUCACAAGGCCAAACGAAAUGCUUUUUGUACUGUAAUGGAUUAAUGGAUCACUUUUGUAGCUGCAGUCCUGAUGACCCCAAUAGUAGAUGGUUGCAGCGACCUAGUCAUUUCAAUGGUACAAUUGAUGCUUUUAUUAAAAUUAGUCGAAAUGAAGGAAUUUUAUCGUUAUGGAGUGGCCUCAGUCCAACUUUAGUAUUAGCAUUGCCGGCAACUAUAGUUUAUUUUGUAGUAUACGAACAAUUAAAGAAUCAUUUUAAAGAUAAAUAUAGAGAAAAAAUUAAAAACGUUAAUGUCUACCAAAUUCAAACGCCAUUAUGGAUACCUUUAGUUUCUGGAGGUGUGGCUAGGAUAAUAUCUGUAUCUCUAGUUAGCCCAUUGGAAUUAUUCCGUACUAAAAUGCAGUCUCAGAAACUGAGCUAUUUAGAAUUGAAUCAGGCUUUAAAAACCCUAGUGAAACAAGAUGGAUUGAUUGGUUUGUGGAGAGGAAUAUUUCCAACUUUAUAUAGGGAUGUUCCAUUUUCUGCUAUUUAUUGGAUGAAUUACGAAACAAUUAAAUCGGUUAUGGGUGUUACGGAUAGUAAACCUUCAUUUUGGGUCAGUUUUUGUGCUGGUGCUUUUGCCGGUACGGUUGCAGCAUCUGUAACUACCCCUUUCGAUGUCGUUAAAACACAUCAACAAAUCGAAUUUGGUGAAACAAAUUUGUACAACGCUGGUGAUAAAACGAAAAAGAAUCGUUCAACCAUCGACGUUAUACGUCAGAUAAAGGCCAAACAUGGUGUCAAAGGACUUUUCACAGGAUUAGCACCGAGACUUAUAAAAGUAGCACCUGCUUGUGCCAUAAUGAUAUCUACAUUUGAAUACGGAAAAGUUUUUUUCAAUAAAUUAGGUCACCAACAUGAUGAAGGGUCAAAUGUUACACAUACACCCAGUUAUGUUUCUAGCGACGAAAGGUAAAAUUAUAGGGAAAUAACUCAGUUCAGUAUAUAUGACAGAUGACUGAGAAAUUUGAGGUUAGACUCGUGGCUAAGACGGCGUAUUUUCAAUUCACUUUUUGAACUGAUAAUAUGGGUAAAUAUGUAAUUUUAUUACUACAUCACUGGUUAAAAAGGUGAUAUUUGGGGAUUGUGAUAAAAAUAAAUUAUUAUAAGGAUCCUUUAUUUCACGUUAUACAGAAAGACAUUUAUGUGUAAGGUAAAUAAAUAAAUGUAAUGAAAAUACAUAUUGUCUACAUUAAAAAAUAAUUUUAAUUAAUAUUGUUUUACGAUGAGUGAUAUAUAGAAUUUACUUACAUCUAUCGUCUCUUUUAGGACCGUUUCUGAAUGAAAAAAUCUAUUUUUAGACGUGCAUUUUGAUACAAAUUUAAGUUAGUUGAUUGUUGACAUUGACAUUUUAUUGAAUUCGAAACCAUCAUUCGAUUCUUAAGUAAUCGAAUUCUAUCGAUGUUCAAAAAAGGUUUUUUUCGCCAUAAAGUUAAUUCAAAAUUAUAAAAUAGUGGUUUUAAUUUUAAUAUUACAUAAAUUAGAAACAGUAUUCAAAAUGAAAUGAAAAAAUAAUCAAUUUUCAGAUUAGAUUAUAACCGAGUGAUUGAAAUGUCAAUAUGUAGUAAUCGUAGUGUGCUACCAAUAAAAAGGUAACUGUCAAAUAUGACUUAUAAAAAGUCAGUCAAAAGAUGGAGUAUAUUUGUUUUUCUGAAACGAACAUUGUAUAAGAUAUAAAUAAGAACAUUUUUUUUCACAUGAAAAACGAUCCUAAAAGUUUAUAAAUUUGAUUCAAAUUUUGUUAAUUUAUUAUUGAUAAUCAUAAAAAAAACGACGGAAGGCUUAACCAAUACAUAACAAAUCUUUUUAUAGAGAUUUGCAAAUUAACCAAUAAGAUAUGUUUGAAAUUAUAACCAUAUAGAAUUUUUGAAUCAAAUUUAUCUUAUUUAAAUACAAAUUUCUUAUAGCAAUGCUUUCAUAUCCGUAUUUGGAAGGAAGUAUGCCAAGAAAGCACAGCCUGAAACGUAAAAUACGGAUUUUGAAAAUAUAUUUUAUGCUCAAAUAGUGAAAAUAUAGGUUAAGUUCAAGUAUAAUAGUUCCAGUUAUCGAUUCCUCCCAUCUCUAACGAGUUAGUCGCGUCCGUCUAGAUAUUAAACAACCACGGUCACGAAAUAUAACAAAGCACAACGUUGCCAAAUGUUGUUGGUUUAUUUCAAUUUUAUGCGCUAUCCUAUCCAAACUAUUAUUUAAUAUUCAAAGCAUAUAAUAAACAUAUUUAUUAUAUUAAUAUUUUUAAUCAAGUUAUUAUUCAUGAGAGAGUUGAAAAAACUUUAUUCCUCAAAAAUUUUAUUUUAUAUUACAAUAAAAACCGUAUCCAAAGUGUGACCGGUUUAGGGUCAUAAUAAAAACAUGUUAGCUUAGCGUUUUCGAGGUCGUAGUAUCCAUUUAACCCUAAGUAAAUACCAUUUAGUGAAAUAGAAAAAAAGUUUUUAUGGAUCGGUGAAUUUAUUCUAAUAAAAUAUUUAAAAUAGUUUUGAAAAUUUUAUCUUUUUUUUAAUAAACAACAUAGAUCACAAAGCUUCGUAUUGGGCAAAUAAAUUUUACAUGAUCAUUGCUUUCAUCGGAGUCAAUUAGACAACGAUGCAUUUUAAGCAUAAUCCAUUGUCGAAUUAUGACCGUUGGUGUUUAAAGUAUUCGUCUGAGAUCAGUAUAACCUCCACAGACCACACAGUGUGAUCUGUGAUAACCUCAGUCGAGUAUAUAAUCUCAGUCGUAUGUGUCUGUCAGCGAAGUAUCUGUGUUAACGUCGUGUGAAAUAAAUUGUGUAUAAAUC
Diorhabda sublineata is the source of this 3109-nucleotide messenger RNA. Its product is annotated as probable mitochondrial glutathione transporter SLC25A40. Gene Ontology annotation, biological process: mitochondrial transmembrane transport. The coding region runs from base 122 to 1252 and encodes 376 amino acids. Lineage: Eukaryota; Metazoa; Arthropoda; Insecta; Coleoptera; Chrysomelidae. The transcript has 7 exons. The record is from RefSeq and is a predicted model, not a curated record.